Messenger RNA from Phyllostomus hastatus (greater spear-nosed bat), 1420 nucleotides. It is a transcript of the gene ANKRD61, whose product is annotated as ankyrin repeat domain 61. The record is from RefSeq and is a predicted model, not a curated record. The transcript has 3 exons. Gene Ontology annotation, molecular function: protein binding; transcription cis-regulatory region binding. The coding region runs from base 1 to 1302 and encodes 433 amino acids. Lineage: Eukaryota; Metazoa; Chordata; Mammalia; Chiroptera; Phyllostomidae. Gene Ontology annotation, cellular component: nucleus. Gene Ontology annotation, biological process: positive regulation of transcription by RNA polymerase II.
AUGGGAAACGCUGGUAAGAAAAGCAGCAGGGAGCUGGCCGCCGACGGGGCCAGGCUGCUGGACGAGGGGUCGCCCGGAGCGGCGCUCCACACCCGGCUCUACGAAGCCAUACUGACAGAAGACUGCUCGGCCAUCCGGGCACUCCUACACAGCCACCCCGUCGAUCGGCCCUUGACCAUUCUGGCCAGCUCCUCCAGCUCCGGAGCACCUCGGCCCCAGGAGGCUACCCAUAAUGCACUGUGGCUUUCCCCCCUGGAGCAGAUGCAGCCCACCGUCCCCAUCCAUCUGGCGGCGGAGCACCGCAAGGCACAGAGUCUGCACUGUCUGUUGGAGCACGGCGCUGACCCGGAAGUGAGGGACGCCCGAGGCCUCACCACCCUCCACCUGAUGCUGCUGCACUGGCCGGUCGCCUCCACCGUGCGGACGGAGCCGGGGAACGGGAUCCACAGGCUCCUGGUGGACAUCCAGAAGGACGCCGUGACGUGUCUCCGCAUCCUGUGUGAGCACGGUGCGCGCGUGAACGCUCGGGUGGACGACAGACACAAGUAUUCACCCCUCCACCUGGCCGUAAGGUAUGGGGCCCAUCCAGGUCUCGCCAUCUUAGCCCGAAACGGUGCCCAGGUCAACGUCCCGGAUGAGUACAGCAGGACGCCGCUUCACAUGGCCGCAGGUUUACUGAAUGAGGAGAUGGCGGAAACGCUCAUCGCCUGUGGAGCAAACGUCAACUGCGCUGUCCCUUCCACGGGGAACACGGCCCUGAAGCUGGCGGUGUGCGCUGCGUGCAGCAAAGCGGGCCGCGUGCUGGCCGCGGGGCUGAGCUGCAUCCGUCUUCUGCUGAGGCACGGGGCCGAAGUCAACGCCCAGGACCGCAGCGGCCAGACAGCGGUCCACGAGGCAUGCUUUGCAGGCAGCGAGGCCGUCAUCAGCCUCCUGCUGGAAUUCGGAGCCGACGUUAACAUCCUGACGGGAAACGGGGAGUCCCCCAUACACGUGUACCUCCAGCGCCGCUCCAACGUGAGAGACAAGGCGCUUCUCGCCAAGCUGCUUUACCGCUCUUACCCUCUGAGGCUGACCAAUAACCAGGGACUUCUACCUGCGGGAAUCAUGCUCCCAGAAUUCCGCUCCUUGAGGGAAUCCCUAGUGGAGCUGUCUCGGAAACCCCUGCCCCUCGAGGACAUCUGCAGAAGAAACGUCAGAAACCUUUACGGGGAGAGGCACAAACACCACGUGGAGCGCCUUCUCCCGGGGGAGGUGUGCAGGGCCGUGUACGCGGGCUACGACCUGGCCUGCCUCUCGAAGUAAGACCUCGCGGCGCCCACGCCUCGGGCUCCAGUCCCUCCAACCCCGCCCUCUGGCGAGCCCCGGGCCCACAGACACUUGACCCGCAGCCCUGUCCACCCCACACGGACAAACUACGGAC